AUGGCACCAUUUCAGAACUCCCUUCUUGUAGGCUUGGGCCUCGUUUGUGCUGCUCGUGGUGCUGAUAAUGUUCUGUCUCUAUCGCUGUCUGAGGAUGUCCCCUCCGACAUUUCUGCAACCGUCGACCCGUCAUUCGCCGGCUUCGGUAUCGAACUUGACCACCUCUACUACUUUAUGGGCGACGAAACUCCAAACGAUCUUACUAUCAACCUUCUGAACAACCUUGCCAACUUCACCGGCCGCCCGCCGCAUAUGAGAUUAGGUGGAAAUACACAAGACUAUCUGAUUUAUGACGACUCGCAAGACGAGUGGCUCAUUAAGCCAAACCCUCGACCAACCGCUCCGGGAAAUGUGCCAGCAGACAACUUUAUUGUCGGUCCCAAGUUCAUGGAGAUUGCCAAUCGGCUUCCGAAAGGCACGCCUGUGACUUGGGGUCUGAACCUUGGAUACGCGGAGUCAGACUACAUUGAGAAACUCACAACCAUGGCUACGCAAAUCAUUGAGCGAUGCACAAAUAUCAACCUGGUUUCAUUCGAAUUCGGCAAUGAGCCCGACCUUUACGGCGAUAACGGCUUCAGAAAAGGUUCAUGGACCGGUUCGGUAUACGCUCAGGAAUGGCUUGAUCGCGCCCGCGCCGUGUGGGAAGAGGUACUUCAACCACGUAAUUUACACAGCAACUUCUUUGAGGCUGCUGCUUCAACUGCUUGGGUCACCGGUACUGGGUUUGAGAUAGAAGACCUGGAAGCAGUCCUUGAUGUCAAGGCCAACAACUCCGACAAGGGGUUCCUCAACAGCUGGAACCAACACAACUAUUACUACUUUGUCGGGUCGAUGUCAUACCCUCUGACGUUGGACUACAUGAUGCAUUUUGACAACACCAAGGAACAAUUCAGCCCAAUCGAAGGUCAGCUUGAGCAAGCCAAGAACACGCCAUACCCAUUUGCUCUGAGAGAGAUGUCCGUAGUUGGGCCUCUUGGUGUUGAAGGAUUGAGCGACACAUUUGCUGCCGCCCUAUGGACCUUCAACUUCCUGUUUUACGCCGCAACACUCAACAUUUCUUCUGUCCAAUUUCACAUGACCUUUGACAGUAACGCCAGUGCUUGGCAGCCAACUCGGAUGUUCGGUCGUGAUCGCUUUGUUCGACCCCUUUACUACGGUAUGGCAGCCUUUGGGCAGGCUAUUGGCCGGUCUUGCACGGCUCGAGUUGCAGAGACCAAGGUCUCUAAUGCGCCUUCUGGAUACCAAGAAUACAUCAAAGCCUACUCGAUAUAUCAGAGUGAUGCGCUCUCCUCUGUUGUACUCAUCAAUGGCAAGCUGGCAAAUGCGUCCGAGGCUUCGAAGGGUAACAUCACUGUUGAUCUGACCCUCCCAUCUUCCCUGGCUGAUGAAACGUUGCACCUCGCAUAUCUCACCAGCGAUGGUGCUGACGCAACCCAUGGAACAACUUGGAACGGCAUCAGCUUUGAGCAAGACAACACCGGUAGCAUGAAACAAGUCUCCAACGAAGACAUAACGGUCAAGGUUGAGGCGGACGGCAAGGCAAGCAUUGUUCUACGAGACUCUGAGGCAGUCGUGGUCAAUGUUGGCGCCAGAGUAGGCACUUCGGAGCCGGAUCCAACAGCAUGCGACGCGCUUAGCUCCGCAUCACCUGGUGUGGGCACGGCGACUACCUCUACACCAGGACCGGCUGGUGAUUCUAGUAACUCGUCCGAUAACGGCACUGAUAACGCUGCAGCGAACUUAAUGCCGGGGAACGUAUUUUAUGGUUGCAUUACAUGGAGUUUAGCAUUUACUCUUGGGGUUCUGCUCUUCUAG
Colletotrichum truncatum is the source of this 1815-nucleotide messenger RNA. RefSeq names its product glycoside hydrolase family 79 protein. The record is from RefSeq and is a predicted model, not a curated record. Lineage: Eukaryota; Fungi; Ascomycota; Sordariomycetes; Glomerellales; Glomerellaceae.